Molecule: messenger RNA, 1488 nt
Organism: Seriola dumerili (greater amberjack)
Lineage: Eukaryota; Metazoa; Chordata; Actinopteri; Carangiformes; Carangidae
Gene: eif3i
Product: eukaryotic translation initiation factor 3 subunit I
Exons: 11
Coding region: 121-1098 (325 amino acids)
Biological process (GO): cytoplasmic translational initiation
Cellular component (GO): eukaryotic translation initiation factor 3 complex, eIF3m; cytoplasm
Molecular function (GO): translation initiation factor activity; RNA binding; protein binding
Source: RefSeq, a predicted model, not a curated record
UACGUCACUUUCCUUUUCCGCCGCGGCUCUGGCGCUUGAAGCACGAGUGUUCAUCUUUUCUCUCUUUACGGGAGACGUAGUGAACAUACUGGACAGAGUGGCAACACAUAGUUGACAAAAAUGAAACCCAUUCUGCUCCAGGGCCAUGAGAGGUCCAUCACUCAAAUCAAGUACAACAGAGAAGGAGACCUGCUGUUCUCUGUAGCUAAAGACACGGUAACCAACGUGUGGUACUCUGUCAAUGGUGAGAGGCUCGGCACCUACAAUGGACACACAGGAGCUGUGUGGUGUGUUGACUGUGACUGGGACACUAAAAAUGUAUUGACAGGAUCAGCAGACAACAGCUGUCGACUAUGGGACUGUGAGACCGGUAAACAGCUGGCCCUGCUCCACACCAACUCUGCUGUUAGAACGUGCGGCUUCGACUUCAGCGGCAACAUCAUCAUGUUCUCCACAGACAAGCAGAUGGGUUAUCAGUGCUACCUGAACUUCUUUGACCUGAGGGAUCCACAGCAGAUUGAAGACAACCAGCCCUAUCUGUCGAUACCCUGCAGUGACCACAAAAUCACCAGUGCUGUGUGGGGACCUUUGGGAGAGUUUGUUAUUGCCGGCCAUGAGAACGGCGAAUUCAACCAGUUCAGUGCUAAGUCUGGAGAGAUCCUGAAGAAGGCCAAAGAGCACACCAAGCAGAUCAAUGACAUCCAGACAUCAGUCGAUCUCACGAUGUUCAUCAGUGCGUCAAAGGACAACACUGCCAAGCUGUUUGACUCCACUUCUCUGGAUCACAUCAAGACUUUUAAGACAGAGAGACCUGUCAACUCUGCUGCCAUCUCCCCCAUUAUGGAGCAUGUGGUGAUGGGAGGUGGACAGGAAGCCAUGGAGGUCACCACUACCUCCACCAGGAUCGGCAAGUUUGAGGCCAGGUUCUUCCAUGCUGCCUAUGAAGAGGAGUUUGGAAGGGUGAAAGGUCAUUUCGGCCCCAUCAAUUGUGUGGCAUUCCACCCUGAUGGCAAGAGUUACAGCAGUGGAGGAGAAGAUGGAUAUGUAAGGAUUCAUUACUUUGACCCACAGUACUUUGACUUUGAGCUGGAGGCAUAAACAGUCAGGCUCCUGAACCCCACAGCUUCAACUACCAUCGCAUUCAGCCCAGUCAGGAAGAGGGAGUAUUGGACUAGAGUCACAGUCAGCUUACUUCAAAUAAAGAAGUGGUCACAAGAGUUUUGUGACUGCAUCUCAGUGACAAGAGUGUGGUGUUUUUUUAAAAUCAUUUUUGUAGCAUUGCUUGGAAACUGUCUCGGUGGGAUCAGAAGCAUAAGAGUUCCGAUUUUUGUACCCUGGAUCUGCAAAGCUAAUGUGACUGGACUUUAAGCCACACUCCCUGAUUCCUGAAGUUUAUUUAAUCUGAUUCUGCAACUAAGUGGAAUUUGAAUUAAUAACUGUUAAAAGCCAUUCCACCAUGAAAACUCAUUAAAUUACUUAUUGAAGUCA